Molecule: messenger RNA, 2568 nt
Organism: Naegleria lovaniensis
Lineage: Eukaryota; Heterolobosea; Eutetramitea; Acrasida; Naegleriidae
Exons: 2
Coding region: 1-2568 (855 amino acids)
Biological process (GO): actin cytoskeleton organization
Cellular component (GO): cortical actin cytoskeleton; cell junction; cell projection
Molecular function (GO): actin filament binding; calcium ion binding
Source: RefSeq, a predicted model, not a curated record
AUGUCUCAAGCAGCUGAAUGGGAACGUAUCCAAAUGAGAGCCUUCACCAAGUGGGUGAACUCUCACUUGCGUAAACGAAAUAUGCAAGUCGAAGACAUGAUCGAAGAAUUCGAAACUGGUGUUCCAUUGAUUCAUCUCUAUGAAAUCAUUUCUGACGAAUCGUUGGGUCAAUUCUAUGCCAAUCCUCGUAUGAAAUUCCACAAGAUUGCCAAUUUGAAUUUGGUGGUCGAUAAAGUCAACAGCUUUAUUGACAGUGUUGGUAUUCGUUUGCAAUUCUCUGCUGAACAAAUUGCUAACAAGGAAAAGACUCAAAUCUUGGGUAUGAUUUGGUGUUUGAUCCACAAGUUUGAAAUUCAAGAUAUUUCUGAAGAUGAACUUUCUGCUCGUGAGGGUCUCUUGUUGUGGUGUAAGAAGAAGACCAAGGGCUAUGCCAACGUCAAUGUCAAGGACUUUAAGGGAUCAUGGCAAGAUGGUUUGGCUUUCUGUGCCUUGAUUCAUAAACACAGACCAGACUUGUUGGACUUUGAUUCAUUGGAUCCAAAGAACGCCAGAGAGAACCUCCAACUCGCUUUCGAUGUUGCCGAAAAGCAAUUGGAUAUUCCUCAAUUGUUGGACGCUGAUGAUAUGAUCAAAUUCACUCCUGAUGAUAAGGCAGUGAUGACCUACGUUGCUUACUAUUGGAAGAAAUUCGCUAGCUCCAACCGUGCAGAGAAGGCUGGUAGAAAGCUUGCCAAGGUUGCCAAACGUGAACAAGAGUUGAAUGAUAUGAAGAAUGAUUAUGAGAGAAGAGCCAAGAACUUGAUUGAUUGGAUUGAUGGAAAUUCGGAUAGACUCUCGGAUCCAUCCUUUGAACACUUUGGAGACUCUCUCAAGAAGGCUGAAGAUCGUAAAGAAGAAUUCCGUCAAUACAAGGAUCAAGAGAAACCAGGACAAUCCACUGAGAAGAACGACUUGGAAUUGUUGCUCUCCAACAUUAGAACCAAACAAAAGAACGAAGGUCUCCCAAUCUAUGAACCUCCUGUCGAUUUGUCCACUCAAACCAUCAAUGAUAAGUGGGACAAUUUGAACAAGAAGCAAGAUGUCUAUGAUAAGGCUUUGAGAGAACAUAUUACCUUGAUGAAGAAGUUGGAGAUUUUGUUGAGCCGUUUCCGUGUUCGUGCCAAGAAGAUUUCCGAAUGGCAAGAUGGUAAGAACAAGGGUUACUUCCGUGAGGAUUUAAACAAAUUGGACACAAUCAGUGCUUUGCAAGCCAAGAUCAACAUCCAUGAGACCUUUGAAGAUGAGUUGGCUCAAGUCAACAAGUCAUUGGAUGAAACCAACAAUAUUGGUAAGAAGAUUGUUGAGGGAAGACACGAAGCUGCUCCUGAAGUCAAUUCCACCAUUGACAAGUUGAAGAAGGGACAAGAUGACAUUGCCGAUAAGGGUGAUGAGAAGAAGAAGGAUCUCAAUGAUCGUCUCAAGAAGUUGGAGGAAUUGUUGGGCAAAUGUUUGGAUGUUGCUAAGAAGAGUGAAGGUUUGGCCAUGUUCUUGGAUGAUAUCUCUUUGGCUUUGGUUGAACCAAUCACUGCUUCAAGUGUCAAGGAUGUUGACGUCUUUGUGGAUAUCUUGGCUGACGUUGAGAACCGAUACGGAGAACAACAACCACUCUUGAAGGCUGUCAAUGAAAUGGUUAAGGAAAUUCAAAAUGCUGGAGGUGAUCCAAACUUGUACUCACCAAUCAACAACAAGGAAUUGGAUGACAAGUUCAAGGAAACUGGUAAGCUCAUUUCUGACAGAAAGAAGAAUUUGGAAGAGGAAAAGAGAAGAUUGAGCGGAAACGAAGAACUUCUCCAACAAUUCGCUUCCUUGUGCGACCAAUACACUGAAUUUGCAGUGAAUCAAAAGGAUGCUCUUAACACAACAAGACAAUCCACUGAUAAUUUGGAACAACAAUUGCAAAAGGUUAGAGAACAAGCAACCACCAUCAAUCAACAAUCAGAGGAGCGAUUCCAACAAUUGAUGGAAACUUUGAAGGUUUUGGAACAACGUGAAAUUCUUGAAUUGAGCACUGUUACUGAAUCUGAGAUUAAGGCUGUCCAUGACAACUUGGAGAAGUUUGUUGAGAAGUCUAUUAACGAUAUUGAGUCAACAUUGCUGGCCGAUAAGAAUGAAGGUCUCACUGAAGAGCAAUUGAAGGACUUCAGAGAAACAUUCAAGUACUUCGACAAGGAUAAGGAUGGUAAAUUGAGCAAGGCUGACUUCAAGGCUUGUGUUUGCUCAUUGGGUGAAGAUAUUGAUGACAAGGAAGUUGACAAGGUCUUUGCUUCUGUUGAUAGCGACAGAGAUGGAUUCAUCGAAUUCAACGAAUUCCUUGGAUACAUGAGAAGACUUGCUGAAGAGGGUUCAGGAUAUGAGGAUGUUGUUGAAUCAUUCAAACAAUUGGCUGGUGAGAAGGACUAUGUGACUGAAGGUCAAUUGAGAGCUGUCAUGGAACCAUCUGAAGCUGACUUCUUGUUGCAACAAAUGCCAAAGAAGGGUGACGGAUAUGAUUACAUUGCUUAUGCUAAGGCUUUGUUCGGAAGAGAAUAA